Messenger RNA from Quercus lobata, 658 nucleotides. RefSeq lists its product as uncharacterized. The record is from RefSeq and is a predicted model, not a curated record. NCBI's taxonomy places the organism in Eukaryota, Viridiplantae, Streptophyta, Magnoliopsida, Fagales, Fagaceae. Gene Ontology annotation, molecular function: electron transfer activity. The transcript is spliced from 2 exons. The coding region runs from base 67 to 570 and encodes 167 amino acids.
UUCGUUUGUAUCUCGCCCUUUAAUUAUUUCACUUUCUAGUCACUUUCGUAAGUUGCAAAUCAUACUAUGGGUUUCACACUUGCACAAGGACUCAUGCUUGUGUUGCUAAUUGCUUCCACUAUGGCAGUUAGCACAGCCAACAAGGGUUGGCAAUUUGGGAAUUGGCCUUACCGUGGCCCUUAUCACCCCAAUAAUACACAAACUUCCAACGGUAUCAUUGUGGGUGAUUCCUAUCAUUGGAACUUUGGCUUUAACUACACCGAUUGGGCAAUCAAACAUGGCCCUUUCUACCUAAAUGACACUCUAGUUUUCAAAUAUGAUCCCCCAACUCCAAAAACAUUUCCUCACAGUGUUUACUUGCUACCAAACCUCCGGAGCUUCAUUAAAUGUGACCUGAAAAAUGCCAAGAAGCUGGGAAAUGUGACACAAGGAGCUGGGGAGGGCUUCAAGUUUGUGCUGAAAAGGCCAUGGCAACCUCACUACUUUGCUUGUGGUGAGCGCAAUGGCUUUCAUUGCAUGAAUGGAACCAUGAAGUUCUUUGUGAUGCCAAUAUUCCGUUGGUAUAGAUAAUUAUUAGAAAAUGUGCAUGCCAUGGGAAAUUUUACUUACUACUAUCUUUUUACGUUUGUUGUGUUUUAGCAAAUAAUGAGAGUUUUAU